Messenger RNA from Lasiosphaeria miniovina, 2364 nucleotides. Its product is annotated as glycoside hydrolase family 92 protein. The record is from RefSeq and is a predicted model, not a curated record. Gene Ontology annotation, cellular component: cytosol; nucleus. Gene Ontology annotation, molecular function: peptide-N4-(N-acetyl-beta-glucosaminyl)asparagine amidase activity; carbohydrate binding. Bases 1 to 2364 code for a protein of 787 amino acids. Gene Ontology annotation, biological process: glycoprotein catabolic process; protein quality control for misfolded or incompletely synthesized proteins; protein deglycosylation. The transcript has 4 exons. NCBI's taxonomy places the organism in Eukaryota, Fungi, Ascomycota, Sordariomycetes, Sordariales, Lasiosphaeriaceae.
AUGGCGAAAGCUGUCGCUGAUACAGCAAGCCCGGCUGAAAAUGCCGCUGGCUUUGUGACUGACGACAAUCUUGUCAUUGGCUUCUCGCACAUGCAUGAUUCUGGAACCGGAGGGAACCCAUCCCUGGGAAACUUCCCCCUUUUCUUUCACCCCGGUUGUCUCGACGACGACUUCACCAAGUGCGAGUACUCUGUCAUGACCAGAGGCGUGCCUCGGGUUCCCGGUUCAACUCUCGCCAGUGCUGGCUUCUUUGGUAUCAACCUAACCAACUCGGUUCGCGCCGAGAUGACCGUCACGGCACACACAGCACUCUAUCGCUUCUCGUUUCCUGGGACCAGCACGGUCGAGGUCGGGAUGACAGAGGAAGAUAAGCUCAAGCCAGGCGUUCCUUAUAGUCCGCUUGUGGUGGUAGAUCUGGUCGACCUCGCAAAUAGUCGUAAUGCUGGCGGCAUCCAAGUAUAUCCAGAGUCGGCGCGUGUCAUCGGCGAAGGCCAAUACAACCCGUCUUUUGGCUAUGGUCGCUACCAAGCCUUUUUCUGUGCCGACUUCAAAGGCGCCGAGAUCCGGCGCUCCGGCACUUUCAUCUCGAACAACGCCACCGAGGAGCCAAAGUUCCUUGACAGCGUGGGCGCGGGCUAUUACAUCCCGACUGGGUCUGCUGGCGUUUGGAUCCAGUUCGACAAACCCACCACAGACUCCAUACUAGCCCGGGUGGGAGUCUCGUUCAUCUCUGCUGAGAAGGCUUGUGAAAAUGCCGAGGCCGAGAUUCCCAACUUCGAGUUUGAAAGAGUAGAAAGCGAUGCCCAGGAGGCGUGGGCAGAAAAGAUGUCGGCGAUCCAAGUCGAUGCGACCGGAGUGAGCGAGGAGCUCCAAACCACUUUUUGGUCUGGCCUGUACCGCACUAUGCUAUCCCCCCAGAACUACACGGGAGAGAAUUACUUAUGGAAUUCGACCGAACCGUACUUUGACUCUUUUUAUUGCAUAUGGGAUUCGUUCCGUGCACAACACCCCCUGCUAACCAUCAUCGAUCCUGCUGCUCAAGCGCAGAUGGUACGUGCCCUUAUCAACAUUUACGAACACGAAGGAAAACUUCCUGACUGUCGGAUGAGCUUCUGCAAGGGCUAUACUCAAGGGGGGUCGAACGCAGACGUAGUGAUUGCCGACGCCUUUAUCAAGAAUCUGACUGAAGGCAUCAACUGGGAUAAAGCCUAUGAAGCGGUUGUUUCCGAUGCAGAAGUCGAGCCAAAGAACUGGGGCCUCGAAGGCCGCGGCAAUCUCGUCAGCUGGCAUGAGCUUGGGUGGAUUCCUUGGAACGACGAGGAUAAAAAUGGGACUGGGCCGACGAGCCGUACCGUUAGCCGGGGCGUCGAGUAUGCCUUUGACGACUUCUGCAUCUCGCGCAUGGCCGAGGGCCUGGGCCACGAAGCGGAUGCCCAGAAGUAUUACCAGCGUGGAGGCAACUGGAAAAACUACUGGAAUUCCGAACAGCGUGACAAGUACCGGGACACGUCGGGCACGGUGGUGAGCACCCAGUUCACCGGCUUUAUGCAGCCGCGUAUGAUCAAUGGCACAUUUCGGUACCAAAACACUCGUACCUGCAGUCCCAUCCAAAACCAGCACAGCUGCUACUACGACACGGGCUUUGACACGUACGAGGGAAGCCCAUGGCUGUAUAGCUUCUUUGUGCCGCAAGACAUGGCGGGCUUGAUCGGUCUCAUGGGAGGCCCCGAGAGCUUCGUCGAACGCCUAACCUUCUUCCACAAGAGCGGCAUCUCUUACAUGGGGAACGAGCAAGGCUUCUUGCCCACUUUCCAGUUCCACUAUGGCGGGCGCCCCGGGCUCAGCAGUUUUUGGACGCAUCACUAUAUUCCAGACCUGUUCAACGCCAGUGUCAACGGGAUCCCGGGCAACGACGACUGCGCAAUGGGCGCCUUCACGGCAUUUUCCUUCAUGGGCUUCUUCCCCGUCGCCGGCAUGGACGUCUACCUCUUGACGCCGCCGUUCUUUCCCGAAGUCCGCCUCCGCGUCCCACCGCCGCCGCCAGGUUCCAAUGGCAAGCAGCAGCACGAGUGGGCCGUCAUCCGCGUCAAGAACUUCGAUCCGGAGCAAAAGGCCAUCUACAUCCAGAGCGCCACGCUCAACGGCAAAACGCACACGCGGAACUGGAUCACGCACGACUUCUUUCUCAAGGGCGGCGUCCUAGAGUUCACCGUCGGCAAGACCGAAGGGAGCUGGGGCACAGCCGAACAGGACCGCCCGCCGAGCUAUCCGACAGUCGACAUGCCCGUAACCACACACCCGGGGGAAAGUAUGGCGGACCACGAACCCGAGGGUCACACCGAGGUUAAACCCGAGAGCAAAUAA